Messenger RNA from Ictalurus furcatus (blue catfish), 827 nucleotides. It is a transcript of the gene mrpl48, whose product is annotated as mitochondrial ribosomal protein L48. Gene Ontology annotation, cellular component: mitochondrial ribosome. The coding region runs from base 133 to 759 and encodes 208 amino acids. NCBI's taxonomy places the organism in Eukaryota, Metazoa, Chordata, Actinopteri, Siluriformes, Ictaluridae. The record is from RefSeq and is a predicted model, not a curated record. The transcript has 8 exons.
ACACCUCAUAAAACACGAGUAAGAAACAGAGAGCGGAAAUGCCGUCUGCAGAUUUAAAUUAAAGUCUUACAUUCACGGAUUAAUUGAUUUUAUUUACAAUUAAACCGGAAUUUAAUCCUGAUAACUGAAGGGAUGAAUGCUUUAACCGGAAAGGUUUUGCUCAUGCAGAACACCCGGGCCUUGGUCCAGGCGGUAUCACUCAUCCGCUCGCCUGUAUUAAAGCAACCAGUGUCACUAGGUGCCUUUAUGCCUGACAGACAGUAUAGAUCCAUGCCUACACAUGGGAUUGGUCGAUAUAAGUAUCUGCUUCCGAAGGAGAUGCAAAAGAAGAAGAAGGAAAAAGCGCAGAUGAAGGAGAUCAAGGCAGCGACAGACACCGAGUACGGCGUGCUGAACAUGACCGUCUCUGGGUAUGACAUGACCCUGGUGGAACAUUACGCUCAGUACAUCCAUAAACUCUGCAACCGGCUUGAGAUCAAAGUGACUGACAGCUACGCCCUGCCUACUAAGAGCACAGAAGUCAUGGUCAUGCCUGAGCAGGGCACCAAGAUGUACGUCGAUGUCAUACUCAAAACUCAUGAGCGUGUCGUUCAGAUAAGCCGAAUGAAGGCAACGCUGGCUCCUGUGUUAAUGGAGGUCCUUCUCAAAAACCAACCAGAGGGAGUUCAGCUCUGCAUAAAGGAGCACACUGAAGCAGAAUACAAAGCCCGGUUUAAGGCCAGACCAGAACUCGAAGGACUUCUAGCGCAAAUGAGUUAAAAAAAUUUGGAUCUGAAGAUGUGAUAUGUUAGAAUAUGUGUGUCAAUAAAUGUGUGAGUGGAUCUAUA